CGGUGAUCUCGAUGUCGACGACACAGGCCAUUCUAGUCCACGUGCAGACGUACUGUAUGAGGUAAAUUCUCUUGGAACCCUACUUUAUGAGUAUUUGCGCUUCUGACGUUCGGAGGAAUCUUGGAAGAUGCGGUUAUUCUGUUGCAAAAACCAAGCCGGCCGUAACGUCGAGCAGCCGAAUCAGCAGAAUAUCAUAGGAGUUGGGCAAUUCACCGUCGUCCAUAGACUCAACAACAGCAUUGUUCGAAAGGCCCCAGUAGAUAAGUCAGACAUCUACAACACCCGCGCGGUCGAGAUCGAAGCUCAAGUCUAUCGCCACCUCGGACGACACAAACGCAUCGCGCGAUGUCUACAAUGCAGCGAGAAUUAUAUUGAUCUACGAUACGAGGCAAAAGGCGACCUAGAGUCAUAUCUGAGCCAUCAUUGUGUGAGUGAUCGCGUCAAAUAUCGGAUGGCUCGGCAGGCUGUUGAAGCAGUCAUCUUCAUUCAUGGGAAAGGCGUCCUUCACUCCGACCUUUCCGCUCGACAGUUCCUCGUUGAUAAACGGUACAACGCUAGGUUAUCCGACUUUGGCGGAUCAUCAUUGCAGGGCUCGGAUGCUAUUAUCAUGGAGAACGCGACACAUUUUCUGCCUAGGGAUGAAGAUGCGCCCAACACCGUGCAAAGUGAUAUAUUUGCCCUCGGGUCGACUCUUUACGAGAUACUGGUCGGUCGCAAACCUUACGAGGGAUUGGAAGACGACAAGAUCCAACAAUUGUAUUUGAACAAAACGUUUCCUUCACUAGACGAGAUAAGAUCUGUGUCAUGGCGGACCAUCAUCCUCAAAUGCUGGAUGAGCGAGUAUAAAGUCGCUUCAGAUAUUCUGAAAGAUGUCACAAUCCCCCCUCUGAUCUCGCACAUCUUCUCCUGGCGCAACUCUCGCACUAUACGCCCAAAUUGAAGAAUUCAACUCUCAUUCUUGAGAAAGCUUUCCAAUGAUGAUGGUACCAGUGAAGGCGGGUUAUACAAAACGGGGCAUAUUUAUGGGUUCCCUGGGAAUGCGAUUUGAUUAGAGUAGUUUGGACCAAAAUGGCGAAGAAAGUCAGACGUACCUGUGCUUAGGGCAUUUCCCUUUGACUCUAUUAGACCCACUGUGCCGCACUUCAUACUUGGGACAAGCAUUCCUGGGACCGGUGGCUGGCUUUUCAGGGCAAUCCGGACCAGGGAUCAACUCGGCCUUGUUACAGUCUGAGUUUCUGCAGCCCUGGCUAUGUAUCGUGAUAGCUUGGUAAUCCACACACAUCUC
This is a messenger RNA of Aspergillus pseudonomiae, 1285 nucleotides long. Its product is annotated as kinase-like protein. The record is from RefSeq and is a predicted model, not a curated record. Bases 128 to 940 code for a protein of 270 amino acids. Lineage: Eukaryota; Fungi; Ascomycota; Eurotiomycetes; Eurotiales; Aspergillaceae. Gene Ontology annotation, molecular function: ATP binding; protein kinase activity. Gene Ontology annotation, biological process: protein phosphorylation. The transcript is spliced from 2 exons.